GUUUGCUUGGAUAAGUCCAGUGAAAUUUGCCAGGAAGAAGCAGCACCAGGAUUUCUGCAGCACAUUUCUCUGGCUGCAGGAUAUUUUCGUAAGCGGGGAGGACCUCUCCAACGGCGCUCGGCUCAGAAGAGGAACUUCAGUGCAGAGAGAGAAGAAACAGAGGUCACUUCUGCACCAAAGCAUCUCCCGCCAGCCCACACGGCAUCCUACCUGCACUGACCGCCAGCUGUUAAAGAGAAGAGCUGGCUCGGAGAGGGGCUGAAAAUGGGAAGAUUUCUGGGUGUCAGCCAUUACCACUGCUUCCUCGUGCUGUUCUUCAUCACUUCUCUGAGCCCCGUGGGCCUAGCCCAGUAUGAAUACUGGCCCUAUUAUUCUGGCUACCCUGAGCCACCCCAGCCAGAAUACCACGCCCCCCAGCUUCCCCCCAAAGCCAAGCGGAAGCACAACGAAGGGCGGCUGGAGGUGCUCUAUAACGGAGAGUGGGGCACGGUGUGUGACGACGACUUCUCCAUCCACGCCGCCAACGUGGCCUGCAAGGAGAUGGGCUACAUGGAGGCCGUGUCCUGGGUGUCCGGCGCCAAGUAUGGAAAGGGAGAAGGCACAAUCUGGUUGGACAAUGUCCACUGUACUGGCAAAGAGGUGACGCUGGCAGCGUGUACCAGCAACGGCUGGGGCGUCUCAGACUGCAAACACACCGAAGACGUGGGCGUAGUCUGCAGUGACAAGAGAAUCCCUGGCUUCAAGUUUGACAAGUCGUAUCUCAACCAAAUAGAGAGCAUGAACAUCCACGUGGAGGACAUACGGUUCCGCGGCAUUAUCGCUGCCUACCGCAAGCGCCUGCCUGUGACAGAGGGCUACGUGGAGGUGAAAGACGGAGGGGUCUGGAAGCAGAUCUGUGACAGACACUGGACCGCAAAUAAUUCUCGGGUUGUCUGUGGCAUGUUUGGAUUUCCGGGCGAGAAGAAAUACAACGCCAAGCUCUACAAGAUGUUUGCCAGCAAGAGGAAGCACAGAUACUGGGCUUACUCCAUGGCCUGCUCCGGCAAUGAAGCUCACAUCUCCAGCUGCAAACUGGGCCCCCACCUCAGCAUGGAUGCCGAGCGGAACGUCACCUGUGAAAACGGCAUGCCAGCCGUGGUGAGCUGGGACCCAGGACGUGCCUUUGCGCCCAGUGGCCACAGUGGCUUCCGAAGAGCCUACAGGCAGGCGCAGCCCCAGGUGCGGCUGAGAGGCGGGGCCAAGGCUGGAGAAGGCAGAGUGGAAGUGCUGAAGAACGGGGAAUGGGGAACAGUUUGCAGCGAUGGGUGGAAUCUGAUUACGGCCACUGUGCUCUGCCGAGAGAUGGGCUACGGGAGCGCCCAGGAGGCUAUCACAGGCGCGAGGCUCGGGCAAGGAAUGGGUCCCAUUCACCUAAGUGAAAUACACUGUACGGGCUUUGAGAAAUCCAUCACAGACUGCAAGUUCAACACCGGGUCGGUGAAUUGUGGCCAUGAAGAAGAUGCUGGUGUAAGGUGCAACAUUCCAGCCAUGGGUUACCAGAAUCAGGUAAGAAGCCAAACUAGGUCCAACCCCUUCGAGGGCCGGGUGGAAAUCCUCGUGAAGCGCAACGGCACGCUGAAGUGGGGGACUAUUUGCAGCCAAAACUGGACCAUCGUGGAGGCCAUGGUGGCGUGUCCGCCUUUCAGGUACCUCUCCUCUCUGCGGCGUGCGCGCUGGGGGGAGAGAAGCGAGGGUUCCUCAGGCCUGGGAGUAUCCAUGGAGCAGGAAACGUGGUACUGGUACGGCGACGUCAGCGCCCACGACGUGGUCAUGAGCGGCGUGAAGUGCUCUGGGACGGAGAUGACGCUGGCGCAAUGCCGGCACGAUGGCGCCCAGGUGUUGUGCCCCAGAGGUGGUGGUCCUUAUGCUGCAGGGAUUUCCUGCACAGACACUGCCUCGGACCUGGUGAUCAAUGCCGAAGUGGUGCAGCGAACCGCCUACGUGGAGGACCGCCCGAUGAUCAUGCUGCAGUGCGCGCUCGAGGAGAACUGCCUGGCCACCUCAGCCGUCAACACAUCCAUCUCCUCCGGGCACAGGCGGCUCCUCCGCUUCUCCUCCCAGAUCCACAACAACGGGCAGGCAGACUUCCGCCCCAAGAACGGCCGCCACGCCUGGGUGUGGCACGACUGUCACAACCACUAUCACAGCAUGGAGGUUAACCUCAACGGUACCAAGGUGGCGGAAGGACACAAAGCCAGUUUCUGUUUGGAAGACAUCGAGUGCGAACAAGGUGUGAAGAAAGAGUACCUCUGCGCUAAUUUUGGGGAGCAAGGAAUCACCGUUGGUUGCUGGGAUGUCUAUCGGCAUGAUAUUGACUGCCAGUGGAUCGACAUUACCGACGUCCCGCCAGGAUCUUACAUAUUCAUGGUGAGGAUUAACCCCAACUAUGACGUUGCGGAAUCGGAUUAUACCAACAACGUGAUGAGCUGCAAGUGCCAAUACGACGGCACGCGCAUCUGGAUGCACGAUUGCCAUAUAGGUGGCUCCAUAAGCCAAGACACACAACAGAGUCAGUUCAAUGGACUCACAAAUAACCAAGUGUCUACUUGGUAGACCAGCCGGCCUCCCAUCAUCUAUUUAAAGGAAGCAGGGAUGCCUCUUUGUGACUUCCCUAACCACUGCACAGGAAAAGAAACCAAGUAAACUACCAUGGACUUUCCUUAGCAUUGUAAGUUAUUCUCAGUGAUACUCUCCACACAGAGUUUGCUUUGUCACUUCUCACUCUUAAUACUGAGAUGAUUUGGGACCAGACUUUAAUUCCACUAGGCCCCGCGUCCCUGCAACUAGGGCGUCACAUCCACCUAGUCUAACCUGUUCACUGGAGACUCCUUCCCACCUUGCAAGUUCAUCUGCGCAGGUCCAGGCUGCAGUAAGCAGAUUGCAAAGGUGGUGAUUUCCUUUGGGGUAGGACAACCACCAAGUAUCCAUACCAUUGACUGUGUUUAAACACCCAUUCCUCUCAGCUGCCUUGCUCCUCUCUCAGUAUCUUUAAGCUUUGAGUCUGAACACGCGCCACGGAUGUGAAAACGGACAUUGUGACAUUGCUUUUCUAAAGGCACUUAAAUCCAACUCGUUCUCAGACCUGCCCUGGAAACACCCCAUUCAGCACCUAGUUAAGAAAAACUGGAGCAGCCUUCUGAGAACAGAAAAGCGCAAAGUAUUUUAUUACUGUGACAGCUUGUUCAUUUCAAACGCUCCACUCACAGCACGAUCUUUAAAAGGAGCAUCUAAACAUGGCUGUGCCAUGUUCUCUGUAUCAUCACCAGAAUUCCAAAAAGCCACAUGUCAAUUACGAAGUCUAGAACUGGAAAAGUCCCAUUAUUGAGUACCCUUCCUUGUGUUGGGAGACUAGCAAUGGGAAUUUCUGUUGCACAAUAAGCAGUUUGUGCAAGUGAUUUGCAUAUGCAUCUAUUUCCUUCCAACAUCUUUAAGAAAAAUAUUACACCUCUACCUUUUCAUUAAAGGGCGAGUAUAACUUCUUAUACAAGUAGAACAUCUUCAGUCUGGCACUCACUUGUCCAGCAUGAUCUUAGUUAGCUAGAUGUCCACUUAUAAUGAGUGUGGCCAACUUUCCCGUGGUCCCACAAAGUUUCUUUACAGCCACCAGUCCUGGUUCUCAGUGUUCUGUGCUGUUAUUUAGCUCUAAUUUGCCCCUGAAUGUCUUCUAAGGGCCCGGUAAGCAGUGGCAGAGUUGGGAAUGCUGCUAGACAAUACUGACCUCCCAUGCUCCAGCAAAAUUCUCUGGUUUGGUUCUGGUCAGGUCCCAAAGGUGCCAGACUAAAGAGGUUCAACCUGUAUCAUCAACAUACUUUUAGAAAGAUAGCAAAGGCCAAUAAGUUAUCAGGUAUCUGGAUCUUGCAUUAUGUCAGAUCACCUGUGUAAGCGAUUUUUUAAAGAUUUUGACACUUUAUGCAUUUACCAAUGGUGCUAAGUGCGUUCCUCUGAGGACGCACGUUGCUACACAUCUUCAGGCACACACCUACUUGAAUAAAAAUCUGCUUUGCCCAGAAAAGGCGUUUUAGAUGCCAUUUUUGUGCAUGUUCCAGGGGCUUGCUGUGUGAGUCACCAAACCUGAGCCCUGGUCGCUCCUUAAAGUUACAGCAAGGGCAGGUGUUACGGCUGCCAAAAAGCGUGGCGCAGCAGCCGAUGCAAUCGCAUCCUGUAGUGCUAAGAAAAGUUCCUCUCCCACUGCGUUAGCUGAAAGGCUCAAAACAGAGGAAAAACUGUGAAACUGACUAGACGCAAAGCGCUGUCAAAUGCAAAGAGGGAAAUCACUUGGGUGUGCAAUAAGAUAAAACAGUUCAGUCCAAAGCGUGACUGGCGUUGGCUGUGUCCCUUUAACCUCAUGUUUGCACUCCACAACCUACCUCGCAGCGGUGUUGUGAGGCUUAAGGAAUGCCUGCUAAGUCCUUUGCUAAUGCCUAUCCAAGUAUUUAUUUGAUAAAUACGAAGUUAUUCCUCUCUGCCUGGAGGGAGGCAACUGGCAAAAGCUUUUCACCAACACAUUCUGGAGAGCUCCUUUUUGUUCUAAAGAGGGGAGACUUUGCGAAAGGCCUGAAAUAUGCUCAAAUAACCUGAGCUUCUGCAGGGGCAGUCGGGCGGCAUCUCUAGGGCUCGGUGCUACAAGCUCUGCUCGGCUUCCCCUCCCACGCCAUCAGUGGGUCAGAAUGCUCCUUGAAAUACUGCACCACACAAACCGGGGUGCGCUGGUUCAAUGCCGCGCACCACAAAACCAGACGCUGUCGCAUGCACGUGCUCCGGAUCAGUUCUGGGGUAUAACUUUAUUUUGACAAACAUCCGCUUUACACGUGGCAGUAAACAGUAAACAGCUAUUGACUCCCGCAAAUGCGUUGCUCUGUGUUUCUUGCUUGCAAUCCAGCAGAGGCCACAAGUGUUCCCUCCCCGCAACCCACAUCCUAGGGCAGCUCUUACUACAGGUGUUGCCUUUUAAAAGAAUGGAGUGCUCAGAUAACGGUGUGGAGACAGCCCCACGGCAGACCACUGGUGUGAGGCUGAGAUUCCCAACCACACCCAACUGGGUAGGAGCCACUUUGGCAGGGUGCUGCUAGACACCUGCUGGGGAACAAGAUAAGAUGCUCUCCAUAGUAAAGAGCUAGUUUUAUGGUUGCCUCCAUACCCUGGAUUAGCGAGACAGCCUGUUUCCCAGAAUGCAACAAAGGGGGUUCAACAACAACAGUCAACUUAUUCCCUUCCCCCCGUUUAAAGAAAACCUCCACAAACAGCACCCUACUGGCAACUCACUGGUCAGCAAGCAGUUCGCUAUGCCACCCGGGCUCCUUCCAAGCUCGGCUUCGGCUCAGAUCCAGUUUCCUCUUCCUGGUCCAGGUUCUCAGGCUGGAGCACGUCACCGCCUGAGACUCUCUGCUUCUUGUGCCGCAGGCCCAGAGCCCUGGUCACCAGCCUCCUGGCCACGGCGGUGUCUGUCUGGGGUCUCUCUUUCGCCAGCUGAAGGAGCUCUGCAGAACACAGAUGAGCAAUCAAGCAAAAUGGUGGCGAGGGGGAAAGUCUCCCUAAUUCAAUCCUCUGAUUGUGAGACUCCUAAACUACGUGACUGGGAGGAAGACGCUCUGGGCUUUGUUACCAGCUCUUCCCCAGAGGCACCAAGCAAUUCCAGGCAAGUCAUUCCACCUCUAGGUCUCCACCACUGUAAUAGGCAGAGAUUUCGAGGCAAAGUCUUAUAUUCAAGUGGCUUAAAAGCUGCUCCCUUCCUGCAGGGGUAGACACCAAGAAAACAAGUUUCAGUGUAAAAGUCUUAGAGGGGGAGCUGUGUUCAUCUGGAACUUUAAAAAAAACAAGUAGUCCUGUAGCACCGUAGAGACUAACAAAAAUAGAGAGUGAGAGUAUCAUGAGCUUUUGGGGACAAAACCCACUUCCUCGGGUGAGCAGAGUGGAGAACGAAGGGGAAACCUCACCAUUUCUGUUCUUUUUCUGCUAUAAAUGGUGAAGUUCCCCCUUCUUUCUCCACUCUGCUCAUCUGAAGAAGUGGGUUUUGCCUACAAAAGCUUGUGGUACUAUAGCUAUAUAUUUGUGUUAGUCUCUAAGACUAUGUUUAAACUGCAACGCUAAUUCGAGAUACCGGAAGUAUCCUGAAAUAGCUACCCUGCGUCUUAACAGAAAGCCCGUUAUUUUGAAAUAGAACAGGCUCGUUAUUCCAACAUCCCUGUAAGCCUCAUUCCAUGAGGAGUAAGGGGCAUUUUGGAAUAGCAGGUUAUUUCUAAAUUAAUUACGGAAUAAGCUAUUUCAAAAUUGACUUGAAAUAAGCUAUGCAAUUUGCGUAGCUCCAAUUUUAUAGCUUAUUUCAAGCUACAGGUGUAGUGUAGAUGCACCCUAAGGUGCUACAGGACUACUCCUUGAUUUCAGUUUGGACACUUGCUCUGAAAGCCUCGUUAUAACCCCACAGCAUGGGAACGCCCAACCCUUCAACUGCUACGCUUUCAUACAUUUGAAAAGGCAUUUUUUAAGGGCCCAUUUGCCAGAAGUGACUGGCAAAUGCUGCUUGUUCAAGUUUCAGAGCAGCUUACCCUAAAUAUAUAUAUUUUUUAAUUUACCAAAUCCAAAACUUCAGGCUGAAUAAGUCUUUAUUUAGUGUACAGUGGAGUUGAUGGCACUAUAGUUAUUUAACUGUUUGCAGACUUGAAGUUAUCCAGUGAGCAUUCUGAUCUUUGCUUGAGCUGCUAAAUUGUUUUUAAAAGAACCCCAAAGAAAGCCCAACGGCAGGGAAGAAAAAAAAACCCACACGUGUGGGACAGAUUCAACAUAUCCCCAGCUUGAAAAAUAAAUUGCCAAUUAUUCUUGACAAGGUUUUAAAGGAGACACAGUCAACUAAUUUAAUUAAAAAUAAAAUUUUGCUCAGAUUCAAACAAACAUUCCUCUCCACCGUAAAUCUCCUACCCCGAGCCUAGUGCGUGAGAAUCAGGAAGUAAAAUAGGUGAGUCCCCUCACCAGAUGAGAGUAACAUGGGAAAAGCAAACCAGAGUCUUUGACAUUUCAGUCUUAAGAAUCUCUAGCCAUGCUAGAGUCAGGAAGUGCCAGUAUCCUUUUAAAUCAUCAAUACUGAAAUUUGUGUUGACUGCAAUGUACUGUAUAAAAGCAGUAUAAUUAUAUGUACAGUAAAAUCUUUAUAUGGCUACAAGAUUCAUGGCAUUUUUCACUUAUUGCGGCAAGCGUAACUGAUUACAGUGUGAUUUUAAAAAGCAAUACAAUGAACUGAAUGUUAACUAUCAAUGGCUAAGCUUAAACAACAAUUUUAUCUGCGGCUGCUAUUGAAUAAUAAAACGAUGCCAACCACAAAGAA
Molecule: messenger RNA, 7354 nt
Organism: Pelodiscus sinensis (Chinese soft-shelled turtle)
Lineage: Eukaryota; Metazoa; Chordata; Testudines; Trionychidae
Source: RefSeq, a predicted model, not a curated record